AGCUUUCUCAGGUGGGGAAGGGGGCGUCGGCGCGAAGCCAGCGAGCGCCCGCCAUGGUGCGGCCUGGGAUGGCUGCGGCAUUCGGCGAGCAGAGGUAGACUGGGACGCAGAAGGUGGGGCUCUUAUUUUCAUCAUCGAGAUGGACUCGGUGAUGGAGCUCCUGAACUCCGCCGCCAAGCGACAGAAGCUCAAUAAUGAGAUUUCCGAACCGGAGAUCCUGGAGCUGGUGUCGCGGCGCGAGGCCGCGCGCCAGGCCAGGCGCUUCGAGGAGUCUGACGCCAUCCGGCAGGACUCCUGGCCUCCGAGCGC
Messenger RNA from Prorocentrum cordatum, 309 nucleotides. Lineage: Eukaryota; Dinophyceae; Prorocentrales; Prorocentraceae. The record is from the annotation of a GenBank genome assembly.